GCCGAGCCGCCACCCCUGGAGCCGCGCGCGGGGCGGGCAGGGCCUCCGGCUCGGCAUGGAGCCCGAGAUGCAGGCGGCGGAGGAGGGCCCAGCGCCCCGCAUCUACAAGCAGCGCGGCCCCUACAGCGUCCUCAAGACGUUCCCAAGCCGGCGGCCGGCGCUGGCCAAGCGCUACGACAGACCGACGCUGCUGGAGCUGCCGCCCGCGCGGCCGCCGCCGCCGCCGCCGCCGCCGCCCUUCGCGCCGCUCGCCGCCGUGCCCAUCAGCAGCAGCGAGCCGCCGUUCCCGACGCAGCCGUCCUACCCGGCCGGGUCAGGCCGGGCCCCCGCCGCCGCCGCCGCCUCGUCGUCGUCGCCGUCCUGCACGCCCGCCGCGCCCCCGAGCCACCCGAGGACUCCGGCGCCGCCGCCGCCGCUGCCGCCGCCGCCGCCGCCGCCCGGCCCCGCCGCCUCGUCGUCGUCGUCCUUCGCCGCCGUCGUCAGGUACGGCCCGGCCCCGGUGAGCGGCGCGGGCGGCCGCGGCGCGGGUAGCGACGGCGCCAGCCUGGAGCUCAGUGCAGAAAGCCGCAUGAUCUUGGAUGCCUUUGCCCAGCAGUGCAGCCGUGUUCUUAGUCUCUUAAAUUGUGGAGGAAAGCUUCUGGACUCCAACCAUUCUCAAUCCAUGAUUUCUUGCGUCAAGCAGGAAGGCCCUAGUUAUAACGAACGACAGGACCAGUGUCACAUUGCAAAAGGGAUCCAGAGUCAGACCUCUGACAACAUAGACAUAGAGAUGCAAUAUAUGCAAAGAAAACAACAAACUUCUGCCUUUCUGAGAGUGUUCACUGACUCUCUCCAGAAUUAUCUGCUCUCGGGGAGCUUCCCAACUCCCAACACCUCGUCAGUCAGUGAGUAUGGGCACCUGGCUGACGUGGACCCUCUCUCAACCUCCCCGGUGCAUACAUUAGGUGGCUGGACCUCCCCAGCAACGUCCGAGUCCCAUGGUCACCCAUCCUCCUCCACGCUGCCGGAGGAGGAAGAGGAGGAGGAAGAGGAAGGCUACUGUCCUCGAUGCCAGGAGCUGGAGCAGGAAGUUAUCUCGUUACAACAAGAAAAUGAAGAGCUCCGACGGAAGUUAGAGAGCAUCCCAGUGCCCUGCCAGACCGUCCUAGAUUACCUAAAGACAGUACUGCUGCACCACAGCCAGCUCCUGCCGCAGCCCGCCGACCAGCCCACCGAGGGAAGUAAGCAGCUGUUGAACAACUAUCCCGUCUACAUAACGAGCAAACAGUGGGACGAGGCUGUGAACUCCUCCAAGAAAGAUGGGCGCCGGCUCCUCCGAUACCUCAUCAGAUUUGUUUUCACAACCGAUGAGCUUAAGUACUCAUGCGGCCUUGGGAAAAGGAAAAGGUCAGUGCAGUCAGGAGAGACAGGUCCCGAAAGACGCCCUCUGGAUCCAGUUAAAGUCACGUGCCUCCGAGAAUUCAUUAGGAUGCACUGUACCUCCAACCCCGAUUGGUGGAUGCCCUCCGAGGAGCAAAUAAACAAAGUGUUCAGUGACGCCGUGGGUCACGCCCGACAGGGCCGGGCAGUGGGGACUUUCCUGCACAACGGCGGCUCGUUUUAUGAAGGAAUGGAUCACCAGGCUUCCCAAGAUGAGGUCUUCAACAAGAGUUCCCAGGAUGGAUCGGGGGACUAGCGGACAGAAUCCUCCCACCCGCGCAGCGGCGUUCCGUGUUGUUCUGUUUCAGUUCCAGUGGUGAAUGUGCACUUCCUCGUUACCUUAGCGUCCACAGCAUGUUCCUCUGUCAUACUUCACAAGUCUCGAGCUUAAGACUGUGACCCACUGCCACGGUUCCCAGAUAGAAAGCCACUUGAGGGGUCUUUAGGAAGUCUCUGGCACCUGCAGUAGAUUUGGGGUGUAUUCUAUCACAGAGGCAAAGGUACAGUUGACAUAAAGUCUUUACUCGCUAGACAUUGAGGAUGUCUUCUGUCCCGAGUCUUCAGGUCAGCCUGGCCUCCUGAGCAGAGCUGGUCUCCUGGGAAGGUUCAGUUAGUGUCCCUGCGCAUGGGGGAAGGGAAGACACAGAGUUGUUCUAAGGGACAAGCAACAAGCAUUUUCUCACUUAGUUCAAGUAAGUCUUGUUUCGAUUUUCCAAAGACACAGGAUUGAUGACACUGUAAGCUUCCAUAUAUCACAACUUACUGAUUAGAAGCCAGAGAACAGAGGCCAUGUCUAUGGAUGGUUAAGUGGAGGUCAGCUAUUUUUCUGUUAUCUUAUAGACAAAACUCACUGUGUUGAUCAGAAAGGCAGCCUGGUUUCUGUGGUUUACAAGCAGAUUUUCUUUAUAUCUUUAGGAAACAUCCAAAGGAUCUAAACCAUUUUCAGAUCCCUCGUUUCAUAAGUCCCUUGAUGCACAGCAUCCAUAGCCUUAAGUCAUACUUGGUCGACAAAAUGCCAGGGUAGCGGGUUCAGUGAGAAUGUGCACUAGCUAGCCCUUUGGUAAGAUCUUCAAGCACAGGGCAUGACUGAUGGCAUCUGCUGCUGGUCAGGGGUCUGGCAUUGUGGACAUGCAGCGUCAAGGCCGUUCUGACAACUGCAAUGGCUGGUCCGGGAUUUCUCUGAAACUUGCUUUCUGGACUGAGUGGAGCUUUAGAAUAGGUGACACUUCUGUUUCCGUUGUCAUGGAUGAAAACGCCUCAUCCAGCUGUGCCUCUCCUCUCCCCACGAGUCCUCUGCAGCCUAAGCUCUGAGUUACUGUUCUGCCUCCCUGGUUAAUCUGUGGAAAUGUAUGCGAGGUUAGUGGUACCCUGGGAACCACUUCCCAGCAAAGGCUACAGAGGUGCUAUAAUCCUUUCUGAUAAGGGUGGGACUCACUUUACCAAACAAGUGGACCCAAGAGCUAAAUGGGCAGCAUUCACUGAAGAUUGUGAAUGUCAUCUACAAGCACAGUGAACGGCUUUGAAAAGGGGAUAGAAAUUCAGUCUGUAUCCAUUUAGAAAAGGACUUUUGGUGAGGCUGUUUUUGCCAAAAUAAAUCACAUAUCUUUUCUAUUCAAUAUUUAGCAUCAGAUUUUGAACAAAUCAGCUGAGCAGUUUAGAAGUAAAAGAAACUGAGCAAGUGAGCUGACAUUUACAGUGGAUGAGAGCAGUGUCUUUGGCAGUCCAAGAGAAGGGGGUAUUUCUUAAUGUGUGAUCAGAGGUCUGGGAAAUCUGUCCUAGGAAACUCCCAAUGCCAUAAAGCCUUGGGGGAGGCCGCCAUCGCCUCAUCUGCCUUCCCAUCUCCCCUUUGCACUGGGCUGCAGUUCCUUUUCCUCCUGGGUACAUGAUCCUUGCUACAGCAGCCAUGGUUAGCAGCUGCUUCUAAGGAACGCACACUUGCAGGCUGUAUCUUUCCCCUGUGAGUUUGAGGCAUCCAUACACACCUUCUGUGCACUGUCUUGGAUCCCGCCGCCGUGGUGCAGGUUGUCACUAGGGGUGACGGGAGCAUUUGGGGCACCUCUGAGCCUUUGUCUCACCGCAGCUGUGGGGCCGGGACGGGAACCUCCAGACAGGCUGUUGUUUCUGCCACCUGAAAGGGCGCCCUUGCUCCUGAGCCGCUUCGUUCUCCCAGUGAACGCUCUGUCAGCAGUUGCCCACAAGUAACCAGUUCUGAAACGGUGGCGUGAUGCCGGCCAUUGUGCGCAUGAGGACGCUAAGAACCGCAGCGCUGACCUCCUCGGCAUCUGCAGCCAGUUUCCAUGUGUAUCCUGGGCCCAGGACCUGCAGUCAGUCUUCAGCCCCAGUCAGGUGUCUGUUUUUCCUGCCUCUCUUUAUGCAAUUGCUGUUUUCUUUAGCUUGGUCCACUGCCUGAUACCAACAGGUGGUCCCUGAGACCUGUCUCAACACUCUGCUGGCCUCUUCCAUUUAAGGCUGGGGUGCUACUCAGGUCAUGAUGGUUUCCUGGGUGGUCACCUGAGUGUUAAAUCAGCCUGCAAAAGGUGCCAUCUCUGGCAGGGGUUCAGAACUCACCAUGGAUCAGGCUGCUCUCAUUUUCCGCAAGCCUUUGAUUUAGUGUUUGGAGGUCUGAGGAGGUUGUCUGUCAACUUGGUUUGGUUUUCCACGUCAUUCUGGCAGUCAGACACAUUGCUCUCCCAACACAAAACUUAGCCCUCUGUCGACUCUUAGAAUUACCCUGAGUCAUUUAGUGUUGGUUUGAAGGAGACUUGAGUUAAAAACAGCUCAGGAUGCAGCUGCGCCAUUUCAUCGGUGAGAAGAAUGUGGUUGCCAGGCUGGCGUGACUAAAUGUGCCGUUUCCUGUCAGUGAUGAGGUAGGUCCAGUGUCCCGGCUCUCAGAAGAAGCUCCGUAGUUAAUAGUGACAUCGUCAUGGUGUAUUCUUCAUUUUCCAAAUUAAAAUGCCUGCUUCUCGGUGAUUGAUGCCCCAGGCACAGAUCUUGCCAAGAGGAGGCUGACCCUGGGAUGACCUGUCAGGGACUGGGACCAAGAACCUGUAGAGGGGAGCAGUGUUCUACAAGGAUUUGAUAAGGUCACAUUGUCUCACCAGCCUCUUUGUGGGUGCACUGUUCAGCCUCUCAUGGUAUCAAAAAAACUGAAGCGUUUCAAUUUGUAGCUUUUUUUUUUUUUUUGCUUGAAAGUGUGUGUGCCGGGCCUUAACCCUAUUCCUUGUCCAUCACAGCAUUUGGGGGACUUUGACCAUGUGUUUCAUGAGGCUUCCCUAAGAAGGUAGCGGGGAACAUAGGAGCCCGAGAGUGCUGUCCUCUCUUGGUGAGGUGUUGAGGGAUGCAUGUCACCACUGCAGCUGUAGUCAGCGGGUGGUCCAUGUGUCAUCCCUGACCCCAUCAGGAUGAUAAGGAGACAUGUAAUUGCAAUUGUAUUUGACACAGCUACUCUACCUGGCAUCAGGUUAUGGUCCCUGAUAGCAAUAGGACUUUAUCAUUAUUCAGUCCAGUAGUGAUUCUUGAACUAUUAGAUGUUUACACAAAGUCUAAACAAUAACUCAAACUUAGGAAUCUGCAGGCUUGUGGUUUCUACGUAUCUCUGCCAUUUAAUGAUUUGUGCCUCUUUUCUGUACCUCUGAGAAAGUGGGUGGAGCUCCGUGGGAAGAUGUGAACCACGUCCAGAACACAAGUGUUCACUCAUUUGAGUUCUGUUUUUUUUUUUCUUUUUCUUUUUUUUUUUUUGGUGAAGGGGGUUAAACAUUCAGUAGUGUGCUAGUCUAACCCUGACACCCACCGACUACCUCCUUAGUUUCUGUAUAGACAGUUAUCUUUUUUGGUUUGAAGGUCCUUUUUUUGGUGACUUUUAGAAAAGGUUUUAAAUGUAUAGUUUCCUCAGUCAGUGCUGUACCGUCUCACAGUACAGGUCUGUGUUCAUUUGUGACAGCUUUCACAUGUGAAUCUGGAGAAAUGUAAUAGAAAAUGGUUUUGCACAUACGGAGUGAGUCUUGCUGGUAUGUGUUUAUUGUGGCGACGCUUGCCAAAGCUGCUUGGCAAACACGUCAGGAGGGAUGCUUGAGUCACAACUCCAAUGCAAAUGUGUCGAAACAGCAGUGUGUGUCAUUAUGAUGUAUUUUUGUAAACACAGUGGUGACUUCUUUCAGUCGUAUAAGUACUGGAUAAAAAUAACACUUGAAACACUGGAGGAAAAUGUCACUUAGCUGAUCACAAAACUACUUGCAUUAUCAGCCAGGGGGCGUGUGUGUGUGUGUGUGUGUGUGUGUGUGUGUGUGUUUACAGGAGAGGGAAGAAUUGACAUCAGCAACAUGGAGGACAAAAAUAAUACUCAUCACCGCUUUUUUAAAAGUGAAGUUUAAAAUUUUAGCUGAUGCAUUUACACAUUAGAGGCCUCUUGCACACUCUCCAUAGUGUAUUGAAUUUUGGGAAAUAUUGAGAACUGGAAUUCUCAUAUUUAGUGACUGGCUUUGUCACCCUUGACUAUUGAAGGCAGUAGAUUACCAAAAACUUUGCUUCUGAGCUUCCAUGGCUGCUGUAAGGGCUGUGCUUUUAUUGAAUCACGGUUUCCCAAAUGGCAACGGAAGGACAUCUGCUAGCGAGACCCACGCUCACACCUGGGUCACUCGGAACAGUCGCGCCGGUGCAGGUGGCCCGGUGUGCCUCCUUCCGCAUGUUGUAGAGCGGUUGGGUCCCGUUGGAAAGCACUCCCCUGGCAGUAGUUAACUACAGCGACCUAAGUGUAACUCUUGAUUUCCUGUGUGCUAGUAGCUUCGAUAAGCACUUUAAUGCAUCCUUCCUUAUAACCUGCACAGCUGCCCAGGGCGCUCCCUGGAGGUCACUCUGAGCUCAGUAAGCAGAAUGACCCUUUCUGUUUGCCCUAAUCAAGCAUUGCUCUCAAUGUGUGCCAACACUUGGGAGUGAACUUUUUUUUUUCCCUGAUGCUAUCGAGGAAAAGCUGGUAUUUAUAUCACUAAAUCUACACUGGAAGCAUGCAGGUGCUUAAAUAACAAGUAUGUGGAGCCCAGGCCUCCAGGAGUUCUUGCAGGGCUGGCAUGAGUCGUGGUAACAUCCUGUGAGGGAGACCAGAAACUCAAAGGAAAUGGACACAUCAGAAGUCUGGCUCCUUUCCACUGGUGUUCUAGGUUCCCCAUACACACUAGAGCAUCUCGGGGAGUGCCUGGUGAUGGCCCUGGGUAUUUCUGUGUGUGGCUGGUUUCGCAGCCUCCUGGGGACACUCAGUGAUUCCGUGGGACGGGCGGCUUUAACUGACGAUGCCACUGUGAGAACUGUAGAGACUGUCUCAAGAAUAUAGUGACCUGUUGAGUCUGCCCCCGAAGUUUUAGCUUUAACAUCCUCUGAGAGCAUGCCAAAGCCACGAGGGGCCCGGCGUGUGCCUCUUGGGAGCAAGGCCUGCUGGAGGUGGGCAGGGACUUGGUCACUGUCCAGCCUGCCCCUGCCUCGACUCCAUGUUGCUCCCCCACAGAAUGGCAUGUAGCAGCUAACCCUGGGGCCAGUUGCCUUUACUCUAUUUUCUAUGAUGAAUCCUUGUGGAGAAACUGUGAUAAACCCAUUGAUCCUGAUAUUUUUAUUGUUGGAGUCCUGUGGCUUCUCUGAAUACUUUCUAUUGGAUGGUACUGUGUAGAAUUCACACACUAGGGAUAUGUGAAUAAAGCUAAAAAUACAUAGUAUAAUAUAGAAUAGCAAAAAUCUUUUGUGAACAAUUUAUAUAGAAGAGUAAGUUGUUUUUUAAGUGUUAGGCCAUUUCUUUUAGGAACUUAAAAUGUUAUAAGAGUUUUUUAAGCAUUCAAUAUUUUUAAUUAUAAGAGACAUUUGUUACUAGAGCUAAUUAUUUCAGGUGUUCUAAUUGGAAUAUUGAUUUUCUUACCUCAUAUACCUCUAGAAUGCCACAUGUUCUGUUGGGGAUAAAAUUGCACAAUAAAUGUCAGGUUAUCUGUCAGAUGUUUUAA
Peromyscus leucopus (white-footed mouse) is the source of this 7397-nucleotide messenger RNA. RefSeq names its product BEN domain containing 4 (gene Bend4). Gene Ontology annotation, molecular function: DNA binding. The record is from RefSeq and is a predicted model, not a curated record. Lineage: Eukaryota; Metazoa; Chordata; Mammalia; Rodentia; Cricetidae.